UCCCCGCUAUUACCAGACCCAUUACUCCAAGCCGUUGCUGUUCACAUUCUUCAUUCUAUCCCACCAAAUCAUCAUCAAAAUACCCUCAAUCUGUGAACUCAAAGCCCACAUUUCUAAGAUAUCCGCCCCACCAUUUUUCCGUUUCUUCUUCUCCAUCUUCAUAUUAUUGUCCUGCAUUCUCUCUCAAGAACUUAAUUAGCCGCUUGUUUUAUCCAAGUUUUGUGCUUUCAUUGUUUGUGAACCAAGAACCCUUUAGACAGCUCAUAUAAUAGAACCAUCCAGUCAUCUGAAGCCAUAUCACAGAUCAAAGCCAAAGGUGUGUAGUCGAAUAAUCUAAGAAGGGAGAAGGAAUGGCAGAAAGUGCAGUCAGCCUACUUAUACAGAAUUUGAUCCCGUUGUUAGCCCAAGAAGUAAGAUUGCUGGAGGGAAUCCACGACAAAGUUGUUGACAUCAAAGAUGAACUUGAGAGCAUUCAGUCCUUUCUCAAGGAUGCAGAUGCAAGGGCCGAGAUGGUAGACAUGAGCAACGUUGUAAAAACAUGGGUCAAACAAGUAAGAGAAAAAGCUUAUCACAUAGAAGAUGUUAUUGAUGAAUACAAACUUCAUUUAGCAAAACAUCACCAAGGGCGAAGGAAACGCUUUCGUUUCCUUUUGAAAGUUUUUCAAUUUACCUUAAAACUAAAGCCGAGACAUGUGAUAGCCUCCAAGAUUCAAGAUAUCAACAAAAGUCUCAAGGUAAUCAGAAAGAGAGGUGAAAGAUAUGGAUUCAACACCAUAGAGCAAGGAGGAUCAACUAGUGACACUAGACGUGAUACAUGGCAUGACCCUCGUGUGGAAUCUCUUUUCAUUGGGAAAGCUGAGCUUGUGGGCAUUGAGUCUUAUAGAGAUGAAUUGAUUGGUCAAUUGGUACAAGGACCAUCUAAUCGUUUGGUGAUUUCAGUGGUUGGCAUUGGUGGGCUUGGCAAGACCACUUUAGUAAAGAAAGUGUAUGACAAUGAGAAAGUGGUAGCACACUUUGAUUGCACUGCCUGGAUCACUGUUUCUCAAUCAUACAAGAUGGAGGAGCUCUUGCGGAAAAUGAUAAAGCAGUUCUACGAGGCAAGGAAAGAGUAUGCUCCUAGGAGAAUUGACACAAUGGAAGAGACAGAUUUAAUUAAAGAAUUGAGGCAAUAUGUACUUGAACAGAGGUACGUGGUAGUUUUUGAUGAUAUAUGGAACACAAUGUUUUGGGGACAUAUAAAACUUGCUUUGCCGGAUAACAACAAAGGUAGUAGAAUAGUGCUUACAACCCGAAGUGAGAGUGUUGCUCCCUCCAACAAAGAAUCUCCAUCAAAUCAUGUGUACAAGUUGCCACCUCUACCAUUAGGAGAAGCUUGGGAACUGUUUUGCAAGAUGGUGUUCCAACAUGAAGGCGGGCAUUGUCCCGUCGAGUUGGUUGAAUUGUCACACGACAUAAUUAAGAGAUGUGAAGGGUUGCCAUUAGCAAUUGUAACUAUAGGAGGUCUUUUAUCAACCAAAGAUAAGGUUAGCUCUGAGUGGCACAAAUUCUGUGAUAGCCUUAGUUCGGAGCUAGAAAGUAAUCCUCACCUCUUAAAUAUCACCAAAAUUCUAUCUCUUAGCUAUUUUGAUCUACCUUACUACCUCAAACCUUGUUUCUUAUAUUUCGGCAUGUUUCUAGAGGAUUACUUUGUUAAUAGUGCAAGACUAAUACGGCUUUGGAUUGCCGAAUCUUUUAUAAAAGAAAAGCAAGGGCUAACAUUGGAAGAUGUUGCACAAGACUACUUGAACCAGCUCAUUUAUAGAAGCAUGGUUCAAGUGGCAACAAUUGAUUUUUCUGGAAAAACUAGAAGCUAUCGAGUUCAUGAUAUGAUGCGUGAGGUCAUUCUUUCUAGGUUAGAGGAAAUAGCCCGACGCCUUUCAAUUCAAAAUAAUGUAAAUACUCCUAUGGAGACAAUUACUAGUUCCCAAACUCGUUCCAUUCUCAUUUUGGGGAUAGAUGAAGUGUCCAUUUCUUUUUUGACUACUUGUUUUGCGAAUUUCAAGCUCUUGAAAGUAAUGGAUUUUGAAGGUGCUUCUAUAGAUUAUAUUCCUAAAGAAGUGGGAAACCUAUUCCAUCUAAAAUAUUUAAGUUUGAGAGAUACAAAAGUUCAAAUGCUUCAUAAGUCCAUAGGUAAAUUGCACAACCUAGAGACUUUGGAUUUGAAACGUUCCCUUGUGUACGAACUACCGGUGGAGAUCAUUGCGCUUCGUAAGUUGAGAUAUCUUGCGGCCUACAUCGAAAACAAUGAUGCUGAAUUUUCUAUUGAUUUUCGACAAUUGAUAAAGGUGCCAAGUGGCAUUGGGCAUUUAGAGUCCUUACAGAAGCUUCAUAAAGUGGAAGCCAACAAUGCUGCCCUUAUUGCAGAACUAGGAAGGUUAAGGCAAUUGAAGAAGUUGGAAAUCUCGAAACUGAAGAGAGAAAAUGGGAUGGCUUUGUGCACUGCUCUCGAGAAAUUGAGCCUCCUUCGUUCAUUGAGAAUUGGUUCAACAAGGGAGGAAGAAGUUCUUGAAUUACAUUUGAUGUCUUCUCCGUUGCCCUUCCUACAAUCGCUCUGCCUAUUUGGGCGACUAGAAAGGUUACCAGAAUGGAUUCCUAGACUUAAGAGUUUAGUUAGAAUUGAUUUAAUCUGGUCAAGAUUAAUGGAUGAUCCAUUAAAAGUCCUUCAAGCUUUGCCUAAUUUGAUGAAUCUUCGACUUUAUGAGGGAUGUAGAUGUGAGCAAUUACAUUUUGAAGGAGGAGGCUUUCAGAAACUCAAGUCAUUAUGGCUUGGAAAUUUGAGAACAUUGAGUAGGUUGAUAAUAGAAGAAAGUGCCAUGCCUCUUCUUGAACAGCUUGUGAUUGGACCCUCCCCAUUGCUGAAGGAGGUGCCCUCUGGCAUCUACCAUCUAAAAAACCUCAAGUCUCUAGAAGCUCUUAAUUUGUCAAACGAAUUUGUGCUUAGUAUGCAACCAGAUGAAGGUCAUGAUUUUUGGAAAGUCAAGCAUGUUCCCUCUGUCAUUUUCAGAUAUAGGAUUCAAGGGGUACACUUCAUAUUCUACAAGCUUGGUGAUCCAGAGUUGUUGGAAAUGCUCAGAGAUAAUUCAUGAAAUUUCAGAAUGGUUUAAAGUUUCUUUUCGAGUGUCUUUUUGAAAACAAAGAAUACCAACACAGAGAGCACGAGCAUUCAAGAGCAAGAGGCACACAAUACAAAGGAGAAGGAAGGAAGGAACCAAAAUGAUGUUAUACGACGACAUGGAGUGGAACGAUGAACUGCAGGCAUACACGUAUAUAUGCCCAUGCAGGGACCUGUGUUAUUUCUGUGCAACUUAAAUUGUGGGAAAUUCAUGAAUAUUGUUAAAGCUGUGGGGGCAAGAAGUGUUAGAG
Molecule: messenger RNA, 3402 nt
Organism: Quercus lobata
Lineage: Eukaryota; Viridiplantae; Streptophyta; Magnoliopsida; Fagales; Fagaceae
Product: disease resistance protein RPM1-like
Exons: 4
Coding region: 351-3125 (924 amino acids)
Biological process (GO): defense response to other organism
Molecular function (GO): ADP binding
Source: RefSeq, a predicted model, not a curated record